AUGCUGGUCCUCCUGGUGCAGCUCUGGGCCCUGCAAGGAGCCACCGGCCUGAGUGUGCAGCAGGCACCCAAGGUGCUGCAGGUGAGGCAGGACAGCCGAGUGACCUUGGCCUGCCAGGUGGUGCAGGCCCCGGCCUGGGAGCGGCUCCAUGUCGAGUGGACCAAGGACGGAGACACUCUGUGCCAGACACACAUCACCAACAGCAGUCUCAGCGUGGGGGGGUGUGGGCCCUGGGGACGGCUCUCCUGGUGGCCACCUGGCCACCUCACCCUGCAGCUGGACCGCGUAGGCCUCAAUGACAGCGGGUCCUACGUGUGCUGGGCGACCAUGGAGAUCCCCGAGUUGGAGGAGGCCCAGGGCAACGGGACGCAGCUCCUAGUGGAGGAAACAGGAGGUCCCAUACGGGGUAGAGGGGCUCUUACCCUGAAGGGGUGCAGGAAGCUGGACUCAAAGGUGAGCACCCCUCGAGACGUAGGUUUCUUCUCUGCAGACGGCUCGCCGCUGAACCUGGACCAGAGCUUCUCAGGGCUCUUUCUCGCGCUGCUGGUGACGGGGGCUGUGGCUGUGGCCGCUUUCGCUCUGGGCGCCUGGAUCUGGGGCCGCCGCCGCCGCCGGCACACGGACGCAGGGAAUCCAGUCUACAGCAAUGUCCUAUACCGGCCCCGGAAGACCCCCAAAAAGAGUGAGGCAUGGUCUGUGGAGGGGAAGGUGCUGGACAUCCCCAGGGAGGAUGAGAAUGGCCAAAGCUUCUAUCUGAUCUCUUUUCCCCAGCCCCCCACCCCCAAGCGGCAUCUAGCUCCCAAAUCCUGCCCCAGUCCUAGGCCCAGUCCGCCCAUCUCUACAGUCAGAGUCUCUCCUGGCCCAGGCUCCUCUGGGCAGCCAAGGCCAAGAGCGUUCCCGGGAUUGGGAAGGGGAAUCAGAACCCCCAGACCCAGAGAGGGCCCCCCAGCAGCUGUGACGGAUUCCAAGAGGAUCAGGGAGUCCAGUAGCCCAGCCUGAGACCCCCAUCCUUAUUUCUGUGAGGCUGGACCUCUCCCUUGCCCCCAGAACACCAAAUAAAAGCUCGUAAAGAAAGCAAAGCCAGGAUUUGUGGCAAUUUGGGAAUGCUGAAGACAUCAGUCAUCUGAGGGGGGGGGGCCU
Camelus dromedarius (Arabian camel) is the source of this 1140-nucleotide messenger RNA. It is a transcript of the gene TMIGD2, whose product is annotated as transmembrane and immunoglobulin domain containing 2. Bases 1 to 999 code for a protein of 332 amino acids. Gene Ontology annotation, cellular component: external side of plasma membrane; B cell receptor complex. Gene Ontology annotation, biological process: B cell differentiation; B cell receptor signaling pathway. The transcript has 5 exons. The record is from RefSeq and is a predicted model, not a curated record. NCBI's taxonomy places the organism in Eukaryota, Metazoa, Chordata, Mammalia, Artiodactyla, Camelidae.